This is a messenger RNA of Dicentrarchus labrax (European seabass), 3125 nucleotides long. It is a transcript of the gene slc46a3, whose product is annotated as solute carrier family 46 member 3. Gene Ontology annotation, biological process: vacuolar transmembrane transport. The record is from RefSeq and is a predicted model, not a curated record. Gene Ontology annotation, molecular function: transmembrane transporter activity. The transcript has 6 exons. Gene Ontology annotation, cellular component: lysosomal membrane. The coding region runs from base 168 to 1595 and encodes 475 amino acids. NCBI's taxonomy places the organism in Eukaryota, Metazoa, Chordata, Actinopteri, Moronidae.
AGGGGCGGGACCCCGGCGUUUCAUAACAACCCCGUACGUCUUUAUAAAACAAGAGCACCGAGGGACCUCAUGAAGCGAAUGUUAUACCGGGAUCACUUUAUUGAAUAAAACAUGAUCCAAGUGACCAUCUAAAAGCUCUUUUUCAGGGAAUACUGCAGCUCCUCACAAUGAAGCGUCUUUUCCUCGUGGAGCCUGUGGUGGCUCUGUACGCUUUCUCCAGUUUUCUCAUCUAUCCACUUGUGCAGCAGUAUGUGUACCGAAGGCUCUGGCAGCAACUAUCAAACACCACAUAUCCCAUCUCGGACAACACCUCCAGGUGUGCAGGAAACAGCAGCGGCAACCAUUCAAGCUAUCAUGAGGAGGUACAGAGGCAGGCCUCUCUCUUCUCCCUUUACACAGAGGUCUUCUCCACAGUCCCCUCUUUGGUUGUCACUCUCAUGCUUGUGGCCUAUAGUGACCGGGGAGGACGCAAGAUCACAAUCAUCAUGCCUCUGAUUGGCACAUUGAUCUACACCUUGACCUUCCUGAUGGUGUCCUUCUUUGAACUCAACGUUUACUUGCUCAUUGGCUCGUCGCUUCUCAGUUCUCUGUUUGGUGGCAUAGGGACAUUUCUGGGGGGCUGUUUUGCCUACAUAGCAGACUUGUGUGAGGAUGAUCGUCAGAAGACACUACGCAUGGCUGGAGUGGACAUGAUGAUUGGCCUUUUGUCUGGAGUGGCCUCAAUAUCGACAGGCUACUUUCUGAGAGCUGCAGGCUUUAACUGGCCCUUUGUAACCUCUGCGUUGUGUCAGUGUUUGAUCCUACUCUAUGCAAUAUUCAUCCUAGAAGAGACUCUGAAGAAGGCUCCCACGGAUGCCGUUAGUCCAGAUGGGUCUCCUCAGCGCUCAGCCUUGAAACAGAUGAUCUUUGGGGUCUACAAGAUGUUUGCAGGGGCCAAGUGUAAAACUGUGUUGAUUCUCCUAAUACUCAUCUUCACCAGCUUCUCCUUUGCCUAUGUGGGUGGGAUGUCCUUGAUGACCCUAUAUGAGCUCAAUGAGCCACUGUGCUGGACUGAGAUUUUGAUUGGCUACGGCUCAGCACUGUCCACCACUGUGUUCCUGACCAGUUUUGUGGGAGUGUCAGCGUUCACGUACUGUGGUGUGCCACAGCUGCUCAUUGUCCUGAUGGGGAUCCUGUCCGUCAUAUCGGGCAUGAUCUUGUUGGCGUUUACUAAGACCACUUUACUGAUGUUUAUAGUGAGGGUGCCAAUGCUUCUGUCUAUCAUGCCUUUCCCUGUUCUGCGUUCCAUGAUGUCAAAGAUCAUCUCAAAGUCUGAGCAGGGAGCCCUGUUUGCCUGUCUUUCAUUUUUGGAAAGUUUAACUAACAACGUAUCAAGCGCAGUCUUCAACAGUGUGUAUGCUGUUACAGUAGCUUGGUACCCUGGCUUCAUCUUCCUGUUGUCUGCAGGACUCUGUGUCAUCCCUUUGUCUAUCCUAGGGGUGGUGGGUCUGAUCGGAGUGGAUGUUGCUAAAGAGGCAAAAGAUCCAGAGCCUAUUCUCUCAGAGGAGGAGGAUCCUGCUAUAGAUCAGAACGACAACAGCCCUCUUGUUAGCUGAGCCACAUUGACUGCCAAAACCUCACCAGCACUGUGUUCCGUUUUUUUAUAUUGUCUUAGUAUUCUAAGAUACUUUUUUCAAAAGUACCUCAGUUGUUGUCAGUUUCAAAAAGUUAAUAAUACAGGUUACAGUCAUCUCUAAACUUUUUUGGUGUGGUUGUUUGUGUGGAUGAUGAUGAUGAUAAUAAUAAUAAUGUGCAUCCAAUAUUACAAUUAAGAAUGGUGUGUGCAUUCUCAGAGAAAUAUACCUGAAAAUGGCACAUUCAAAAAGAGUUUGUGUUUUUUAUACAGUUUUACAGUGUGAUGUGAUCUGCUUUUUUAAGAACCAGUUAUGUUUCAAUUAUGCAAACUGAUUCUGAAAUACGCUUUGUCCCUUCGUCUCUCCUUUUUAUAUGUAAUAUAACACAAAUUGUGUUUACUAUAUAACAUUGUUCUUAGCUUUCAAACAAAUCUGCAAUUUAGAUGCAUUUUAUUCACUAAGUGAUGUAAAAAUAAGCAAAUAUUACAGUAUAUAUGUGAUUUUAAAGAAUGUUAAACUGAUCAAACCGGUGAAGCAAGUAAGAGAACAGAGUAAGGACAGUGUUUUUUAAGAAAUGAAUAGUCUCUACAACAAAUAUUUUUUUGGUUUAAAACCACAGAUAAUUAAACAUUUUUGUAGUAUCAGCUAUCCAGUUUUUGAAAACAACAUUAAUGAGAGGAUUGAUCAGAUUUAUUUUUUAUAGGUGUGUGUGUGUGUGUUUGAACAAUAAAGUUAAAACAGGAUGACAUUUUCCCCGGGGGAUGUGACCCUUGCCAUAAGAUUUGUUUGUUUGUUUGUUUGUUUUAUGGGGAGAUAUGGAUUUGUUUUUGACUCAGGAGUUUACUAUCUGUGUGGUAACUUGAGUUUAAUGUUCUUUUGUGACUCAAUUCCAAAUGUUUUAAUGUGUUUUAAAGUGGAAACAAAUCAGUGAAUUCCUCUGACACUGUCCCAAAGAAGACCAACCAUUAGGAAGACUAGUCUUUGCUGUUGGGACAGUCUCUCUUCACGUUUGUCUUCCUGUUGCUCGCUAACUAAUGGAAACUGGACAGCAAUAACAUGAUCAAGUAUUGUAAAGCACCUUUCCUUAAAUACUUGUCAACCAUAAAGGGAAUAAAAUCCAUCAAGCCAGACUUGAGUAUUCAGGGAGGCAAUCAAGUUCACAAUCACAAUUGUCAGACAAAAGUGUAGAACUCUGAACUGUGAAUUUGGUCAAUGAUUCAAAUAGACUAAAGGAAGUUCAUUAUGUUGUCACAUGACUCACUUCAGAUGUAACUGUAUAUCAAGAGUAUAUGACUGCAUCCAUUUCCAAGUCUCUACAUUUCUAGUCACAGGUUCACGUCAGUAGCAACAAAAUAUAUGUCUUUCAUGCAGUGAAAUAAAUCCUUUCUUAAAGUAAAGUUGUGGGUGUGGGCUUGACUCUUAUGUAAAUCUGUAUUCUGAGUCACAAUACUGGCAUGUUUUAAUAUAUCCAUGUCCAUGUGAAAGAAUAAAUUAAAAUCUUCUUAAACAGAA